Molecule: messenger RNA, 4348 nt
Organism: Mesocricetus auratus (golden hamster)
Lineage: Eukaryota; Metazoa; Chordata; Mammalia; Rodentia; Cricetidae
Product: torsin-1A-interacting protein 2
Exons: 5
Coding region: 246-1697 (483 amino acids)
Biological process (GO): endoplasmic reticulum organization; membrane organization
Cellular component (GO): endoplasmic reticulum; membrane
Molecular function (GO): ATPase activator activity
Source: RefSeq, a predicted model, not a curated record
AUCACCUUACCGGCAGAGCAGAGUGCUCUUGUGUGACACCAUCACCAGCUGAUACUGCUCAACAGCUCAGACUAGAGUCUGGCUUUCCUUAAGGCGUUGGGAUUGGAAGGAGCUAUUCUGUGAUCUGUGCUGCUAUCACUGUAUAUAUUCCUUGCUUCUUCCUUCCAUGGGAAGCAUGAGUCUAUUGGAACUUGGAACAAGAAGAAAACAAGAUAUCUUUACAACAAAACCCAGAUACUAAAAAGAUGUCCCAGAUUCUGGAAAGCCAGGACAUGAACAUGAUGGACGGUGGCUGCAGUGACCCUGUGGGAGACUCUCAAAAGGAUUUAGGAAAUGAUUCCUCCAUCAACUCCCAAGCACAGGGCACCACAGUCACACCCAGUGACCAUGAAGAAGCCCAGACCCCACCUCCUGCAUCAGAUCUCAAGGAUGACCAUCAUGAGGUAGGGGCCAAAGGUCAAGAGCACGCAGACACAGGUGACAAGCCAGAAAGUUCAGAGGAAAUGGCUUCAGGAAAGCAUCCGGUGGACAAAGCAGAACACCAGAGCAGCCUGAGUUCCCAGGACACAGAGCAGGGGCAUCACCCUCCCUCGGAACAUCUGGGUGGAGAGGCCCUGCAUCUGGAUCCUAACUGCUCUCAAAGCAGCAAGGGAGGAAGUGCAGAUGCACACCUGGGGAGCAGUUCCACAGACCCCCCAGAGGGAGCAGGUGACAGAUGUGAGGCUGAUCAGGAGCCACCUGCUGCAGACUCCACCGAUGGCCCGAGUCCCGGUCAUUCCAGUGAAGACCCAGGGAGCCAGGAUUUACUGAGGAGGCGACUGCCUGCGUCAGCCCUAGAGGCUGGAGGUCCUGAAGAAGAGACGGAGUUAGUGAAGGAAAAGGAAGAGGCUGUACAGGAUUCACUGAGAAAGAUUGAUAAGAAGAGUCUCUGGAGCUAUGGUCCUAUGCUUCUCGGAUGCCUGAUCGUGGCUCUCGUGCUAAGUUCCGUCAGUAGCUACUAUUCCUCCCCAGCCCAGCAGGUGCCCCAGAACCCAGCUUUGGAGGCUUUCCUGGCUCAGUUUAGCCAACUGAAGGAUAAAUUUCCAGGUCAGAGUUCCUUUUUGUGGCAGCGAGGCCGUAAGUUUCUCCAGAAGCACCUCAAUGUCUCAAACCCCACCGAGCCAGCCACCAUCAUCUUCACAGCUGCUCGAGAGGGAAAGGAGACCCUCAAGUGCCUGAGUCACCAUGUGGCCAAUGCCUACACCUCUUCCCAGAAAGUGUCAGCUGUCUCCUUAGACGGAGCCGAGAGAGCCCUGCAGGACAGUGACACAGUCAAACUGUGGGUUGACUUGGAGCUCAGCUAUGGAUUUGAGAAUGGCCAUAAGGCUGCUGUAGUCCACCACUUCGAAUCCCUUCCUGCAGGCUCCACCCUGAUCUUCUACAAGUAUUGUGAUCACGAGAACGCUGCCUUUAAAGAUGUGGCCCUUGUCCUGACCGUCCUUUUGGAGGAGGAAACACUAGAAGCAAGCGUAGGCCCCAGGGAAACAGAAGAGAAAGUGCGGGAUUUACUCUGGGCUAAAUUCACCAACUCUGAGACCCCCAGCUCCUUCAGCCACAUGGACUCAGACAAGCUGAGUGGGCUGUGGAGCCGCAUUUCACACCUGGUGCUGCCCGUCCAGCCCGUCAAGACCAUAGAAGAGCGAGGCUGCCUUUUGUGAAGCCAGGCACAGAGAUAGCAUUGAACCAGGUCUGAGGGCUCUGUGCCCCUGGAAGGAGAUGGUUGUUAGCAGGCGGGAGGAGACAGCUGAGAAGCCCAGGCCCUUAUUUUAGAAAAGAAACUUUCAUCUUCUUCUUUUUUUUCUUUUUGUAAAAGCUUUCUAGUCUAAGCCGGGCGUUGGUGGCGCAUGCCUUUAAUUCCAGCACUCGGGAGGCAGAGGCCAGCCUGGUCUACAGAGCGAGAUCCAGGACAGGCUCCAAAGCCACAGAGAAACCCUGUCUCAAAAAACAAAACAAAACAAAACUUUCUAGUCUAAAUUUUGAUAACGUUAGCAAUUGGCCUGAUGGUUUCCUUUGCCUUUUUAAGGAGAUCACGUUUAAAGUACAGCAUGAUACAUAAAACUAAGGGAUUGUUUAGCUCUCCAGCCCAUGGGCAGAAUCAUUGCACAGGAAGAUCUGAUUGCAGAGGAAAUGCUGCCUUGCUAGGACUCCACAGGGCCUCAUGGGCAGUGUUUGGGCUCAGAUUAGUAAUUCCAGUGAUUUCAGGGAACUCUUCUACCACGUAUUAAGUGUUUUUAAGACUCACUUUAAUAAUGCAGUUGUGGGGUUGUGUCUUACGUGGAUUUGCACUUUGAGUAGAUGAAAACAGGAAACUAGAAUUCAUCCCUCCAAAUCCUACCUAAGAACUUGGUGCAUGUAUGCUUUUAUUCCAUUAAUGAGCUGAGUUAAUGAGCUGAGGUAAAAACUACAUUAAAAAAAAAUGUUGGGGACUGAAGAAAUGACUCAGUAGUUAAGAGCACUGGUUGUUCUUCCAAAGGACCCGGGUUCAAUUCCCAGCAACCAUAUGGCAGAUCACAACUGUCUAACUUCAAGAUCUGACACCUUCACACAGAUAUAGAUGCAGGCAAAAUACCAAUACAUAUAAAAAUAAAAAGAAAUUGUUUAAAAAAUGUUCCCAAGUACUGGAAUCAAUGUAGACAUUUUUAGUAAUCCCUGGAAAUGAAGAAAUCCCAACUGGCUGUAUCAUUUCUCUGCGCCUACCAGCUCCUCCUCAUGUGAGAACAUCUCUGCUCUUGACUGCUGUGUUUGGGGCUCUCUGUUAAGAUUUCAGUGGACCAAAGUUUAACUGAGAAGGAAGUGUGAAAACCAUUGAUGAAGUGAAGGCGCAUUCUAGAAGGUACGAACUCAGGUAGGAAGAGAUGAAAGCUUAGGAGUAGGAAGGUGGAGUGAGGUCUGUUGGACAGGGUGAUUGAGGCCUGCUGAUGGUCUGCUGUGGGGUGUAGAGGCAUGACCUCUGGCUUUUGCUCAUUUCUGUUGAUCACGGCUGCCACUGCUGGCUGGAAUGUCAUAAUUGACUCUGGUGAAAAUCUGAGUGCCGUUUCAGAGAGACACCAGUAUCAGCAGCUGGCAUAACUUUACCAAAUGGGAUUUUCUAUGCUAUGAUGGAACGUUACAUUUGUUUCUUGAUAGCUAGUUAGCAAUGCCAGUAGGAAAGGAAUUGGAGAAAUGCAAGAGGAUGUUCUUUCUACAUAGGGAAGAGAAAGAGAAGUCAUGGCCAGGAUCAGUUGUUAAGCUACGAGUCAUGAUUGUUAGAGUAGGGCCAAUAGCUGUCCAUCAGCACACAUGAACUCUAAAGUAAAACUCUAGUAAAAGGAUCCUGAUCCACAAAGGGUCUGUUCCAUUACGUGAACAGAAAUAGCCCUGGACUUUUGCACUUAGUUUUGGCUGUUCUGCUGCUAUGAGAUCAUGUAUAUAAUUAAGAAGUUAUUUGAGUCUGUAGGGAUUUUAGGGAACACUAAGAAGAUCUCUGUUGAUUGUUAAGAGGGAUCACAAAGAUGGGGUGGGGAGUGCCACAGAAAGAACACAGAUUGGCUUUGUCCAGAGCCUUUGAUGUGAACUAUGGAGGCACAUAGGAAGAAAGAUUUGGGAUUUUGAAGGAAUCUUGCAAUAGAUUUGAGAAAAGACCCUAAACACGAAGUUUAAGCGUAGUGGAUGGAAUUUUUUUUUUGUUUUUGUUUUUCGAGACAGGGUUUCUCUGUGGCUUUGGAGGCUGUCCUGGAACUCGCUUGGUAGUCCAGGCUGGUCUCGAACUCACAGAGAUCCGCCUGCCUCUGCCUCCCGAGUGCUGGGAUUAAAGGCGUGCGCCACCAACGCCCGGCUAGUGGAUGGAAUUUGAGUGUCAACUCAAUGUAAAACAGAGGACUGAAGAAAAAUCUGUAUGCCACAUUUGAUUUUUUUUUUUCUGUAUUUCUAGACUUGCAUUCAUUUGUUUUGAAAGCUGGUGGCUUGUCAUAUAUCCCUGGCUGGCAUGGUCCUCACUCUGUAGCCAAGGCUGACUUUAGACUUAGAGUAAUUUCUUCUGCCUCAGCCCCCUGCGCGCUUGGGUUUAGGUGUAUACCAUCACACCCAGCUCUUAGCCACUAGCACCACUUCAUAUAAAACCAAGGGUGCCUUGCAGAACUGUUAUGUUGGCCUUCGGCCUGUGCUACCUCAGACUGCAGAGGAACCGACCUGAAGUAUUUGUACACAGCUUAUGUCAGUGGCUCAGAUCACAGGUGGAACAAGUUUCUUCAUUCAGUUGAAUAUCCUUGUACAUAAUUUGCUGUCAACAUAAAUUUGAGAUAUAUAAUACAUUUCAAAAAUUAAUUUUCAA